Messenger RNA from Caenorhabditis remanei, 375 nucleotides. RefSeq lists its product as uncharacterized. The transcript is spliced from 3 exons. The coding region runs from base 1 to 375 and encodes 124 amino acids. The record is from RefSeq and is a predicted model, not a curated record. NCBI's taxonomy places the organism in Eukaryota, Metazoa, Nematoda, Chromadorea, Rhabditida, Rhabditidae.
AUGAGUACUCCAAGUAAUUCUGCUGGUUCUCCAAUGCAAGAAGACAAUGGAAGUGUUCAAAAACAAAAAAACGCGAAUCCAACCGAAAACCGUCCAUUUGUGCUCAAAAAGUGGAAUGCGUUGGCGAUUUGGGCGUGGGAUGUCGAGUGUGAUACAUGUGCAAUUUGCAGAGUUCAUUUAAUGGAAUUCUUCCACCGCCAAGGAGUGUUCAAACGUGUCCGUUCCGUGAUAAUCCGUCCGAGUGAGACUCCGCCCACUUCCGUUUCACGUGGUAUUCUGACAAGGAGUCUCAGUGCCCGUGGAGAUGCUGAUAAGCGGAGAAGGACGGUCUUGAGGAGACAAAAUGCGAUGGAUGUGGAUGAUGAUCAGGAGUGA